AUGUCCGCCCAGAAGCUUGUGUCCUGCUUGCUCAUCCUGAUGCUGGCUCAUGGCGCCUGUGCGCUUCCUCCACGCAUCGAUUCGACGCUGGAUCGCGUGCGGCGCGUCACCUUUUCUGGCGAGCCAGACAUCUACGGUGCUUCGUUGGGCCGAUUGAGUAGAGUGAGUAGUGCACCGUCGCAUCAUCGCAAAAAGGGCAAAAGAGACGGCUGACGUGUGAAAGCGCGCUGCGUCAUUGUCGUGAAAUAGAAUUCGAGCACGAGAUCAUCUCGCUCGUCGGGUUCCUCUUCUUCUUUCGACUCCUUUGGCUCUUCUUCGACCAUCGACCUUCCCGUGGCUCCUGCCCCGCUCGGCCACGCCCGUUGGUCGCUAAGCUCGCCGCAUCCACUCUACCACGAGACGGCAGCGGAGAAUGAAAGCCUACACAAGAAUUCGGCUGCACACGAAUACGUCACUUCAUGGUAUGGGCGCACCGACGCUUCUCUUCGAGCAGCACACAAGGUGAUCCACCCGCACACCAAGUGGCGCUUUGUGGCCCCGCACACGGACGCCCUUGGCGUCGCAAGAGGCGCCAAGUUGGAGCUAUACAGAGUCAACGGCAAAGCACCGCGCGUGCCAGUGGUGCACGACUUGGAGAUGGAGAACAGGGUGUUCUUGCCGUACAAGAAGGGCAAGCUGCUAGCGCAGAUCGACAUUCCGCCGGGAGCCGUGACGCCCAGGAUGGGUGUGUAUCACGUCAAAAAGACGCCCAUGCACAAGAAGGGGCUGGAUAAGCGCCCGACGAGGGCGCAGGCGCAAAAGUACAUCAACAAGCUGUCGGAGGCUGACCGCGACAAGCUGUACAUUCAUCAUGCGGAUGCCGCUGCGCAUGCAUGA
Messenger RNA from Ceraceosorus bombacis, 876 nucleotides. NCBI's taxonomy places the organism in Eukaryota, Fungi, Basidiomycota, Exobasidiomycetes, Ceraceosorales, Ceraceosoraceae. The record is from the annotation of a GenBank genome assembly.